UGAAAGCAAUUUCAGAUACAUCUGUCUUUCAUACGAAACGUAUUUGUUGUAGAAUUAUACAUACAUAUACAGACGCACGUAUUCGUACGCGCCCGUACACAUGCAUACACGCACAAAUACACGGACACGCGCGUGCGCGCGGAUACAUUGCAGCAUUACAAUGGUUAAUACGAAAACCUGAUAGAACACCUUUAAUUCCCAGAAUUGCAAUUGGCAAAGAACAAUAACUAAAGAAUCGUUGUCUUUCUACGUUCUAAUUUCGAGUCGAGUUACCGGAAUAAUUUCUCGAAAGAAUUCGUCGACAGAUUACUUUUUAAGGAAUCGGAUUUAAGUGCUGUGAACGCGAAAGGAGUCCACCCUUGAUCUGAAUUUACAACCGGUGAUACGAAGGAACUCAUACGUUGACUACUUGGAAAGUAUCCAGCAUUAGACAUCCAAAAAAUACCCAACUUCUCAACAAAAAAAAAAAACAAAAACAAAAAAAACACUUAGACUGUGAAGAGGACAACAUCGGCAAGCAACGCUUUGCAAUCAUGACCAUUUUAACAUUUUAUAUAGUUGCAAUUUCGUUGUCGGAUGUAAACGCAAAAGAAAUAUUUCAAUGAGAUUGCAUCGAGGAGUUUAAACUGAUGCUUCCGCGGCAAGUACCUUAAGAUUGACGUUUAAGGUGAACGUUAAUUACUAGACGUAAUUUGACAGGAUUUUUCAAUGUUUCGUGAUCAAACGGUUCAGACAGUUGCUCUCCCUUUAUAAUUUGAACAACGACGACAAAGUGCUAGGACAUUUCGUGAGUGAUGGUAACACAACGAAUUGCAAGAGAGUACUGUCGAAUAGGUAGAACAAAUUUUCAAUCGAGGAAUGCAGUUUUAUAUUGCACGAUAUACUUCAAAUGGUACAUUUCACACCCAAAAAGGCGUGCCUGGUGGAAACUACCAGCCACGAAGUGCCUGUUUUAAACGGCACCAGUAGAAUAGUAGACUAGUUAGUGCUUAAUUAUCCACUAAUUGAAUUCUGAGACCCCUUGACGGAAUUUUAAAAGGGGACUUCGAAUAACCAUGGGAAAACAAAACAGCAAACUGAAGCCAGAAGUAUUAGAAGACCUCAAGCAAAAUACGGAAUUCUCAGAUGCUGAAAUCCAAGAAUGGUACAAAGGCUUCUUGAAGGAUUGUCCGAGUGGGCACCUCAGCGUAGAAGAGUUUAAAAAAAUAUAUGGAAAUUUCUUCCCUUACGGUGAUGCCUCUAAGUUUGCAGAACACGUAUUCAGAACAUUCGACGCGAAUGGGGAUGGAACAAUCGACUUUCGAGAAUUUCUAUGCGCUCUCAGCGUAACAUCUCGUGGUAAACUGGAACAGAAAUUAAAGUGGGCCUUCAGCAUGUACGAUCUUGAUGGUAAUGGUUAUAUUUCGCGGCAAGAAAUGCUGGAAAUUGUGACGGCAAUCUAUAAAAUGGUGGGGUCCGUAAUGAAAAUGCCGGAAGAUGAAUCUACGCCAGAAAAAAGAACCGACAAGAUAUUCCGACAGAUGGAUAAAAACAAGGAUGGCAAAUUAUCGCUCGAUGAGUUCAUAGAAGGGGCAAAAAGUGAUCCGUCUAUCGUGCGACUGUUGCAGUGCGAUCCUAGUGCACAAGCUCAGUGAGGCCCUGGGCUAUUACGCAAGUAUUACUGUGUCAUCUAUAUAACAAGGUCGGGACCCGGUCCGAUAAUGUCCACUAGAAAUAAAGCAAAUAGAAAAGUUACGUUCAUAAAGAAAUAUCCUGGAUCUGAAGGAUUCACUUGGAAAUCUAUCAAAGCAUUACUGUUAUAAUUUAAUUCUCUUUAUUUAGAAAGAUAUUUACUUACAAAAAUUAGUUAAUAAUAAACCAGAAGAAUUCUAUUCCUUUCAGAAAUUAUUACAAUUAAUUUUAUUUUCUUAUGAAUCGUAAUAAAUGGUAUAGAAAACAUUUGAUAGGUUUUCACGUGAAAUAUCUUUACGUAAUUAUUUACUAAAAAAUAUAGGUGGUAGAAAUAAGAGACAUUUGUAAAUUGGACCGGAACCCGAAUAAGUCCAGGGCCUCUGGGCCCAUGGCGCUUGCGCAUACCGCAAGCUAGUCUACAAGACUAGUCCAGUCGCUCCGUCUCGUAAACGGAUCGGUUUUAACACAACAAGUUUCAUAUAUUUCGAUAGUACUAUGCUGCGUAGGGACGAAUGACUUGUGAAGCUAUCGAGAGAUCCCGAGAAUUUUGAUUCGUAAUAAUUCUAAACAAACGUAGAAAUAUAGAAUACAAAACAUGAAAUACUACGUAUUUCUACGUACGUAGAAAUUCUACGACGGACAUACUACAUAUAUUACCUGGAUCUUGUGGUUGAUUUUUCUGAUAAUUCUAACUAUAUGUUCCUUUCCGUUUUUGUUAUUCGAUCACGCUAGUUAGAAGAUUAUUUAAUCUCAUAUUAUUUUUUCUAUUUUUUCGAUGCUCGCAAUCUUACGGAACACUCGUAAAAACCGAUUUUUACAAAAGCUCGAUGUUGUUGAACGAUAUUUUUUACGAUAUAAUUGCUUUUAACUACUGUUGACCUUCUUUUAACGAGGUGAUUAUAUAUUAGCUAUAUAUUAUCAUAUAUUAUUACGUAUAUUAACGUUAUCAUGUGUUCGCGACCUUCAGUUAAAAUUAAACAUUAUAAAUAAUGCCCCUCGUCGACACGUUCUCGAGUAAUCAUUUUUAGCACAAGUCCCCGUCAUACGCAGCUUAAGGGUAAAUUAAUCUUUAAAUGCGUUACAUGAUUUUUGUAAGCUAUUUGCAAAAGCAUAUUUUAUAUUAAAAGAUAGUAAACGUUUAUAAUUUUAGCAAAACGCCUUUGAUUUUUCAGUACACGCUGUUGUAAAACUGUUAAUUACCGAAAAGACUUAUUUACGUGGUAUCGUACUAUAUUAGCAACGAAUUUAAGCAAUUAAUGGUCAUCGAAAUAACAAAGGUCAUUGGAAAAGGGUAUAAAGCGAAAAGUCUCUUGUUCAACGAAAUAUCAUGCUUUCAGAAUGCAUGUGUAAUAUGAAGUUUUGUUCUUCUUUAUAGAUACGUAACAUUUGCUCAAAUAGCCAUUAUGUUUCAUUUUAUUAAUAAAUAGCAAAAAUGUAUAAUGAAAGACUGUGGAAAUAUUGGUAUGUUAACGUUAAUUGAAAUAUAAUACAAUUAAAUAUUUUUGUAGCUUUAAACACAUAUUUUUUUCUAUUCUAAUAUUCUACAUUAAUUUAAAUAAUCACUUAAAAUUUCCGUAAAAUUAGAUAAACGUUUCUUCCAAGAGCUUACACCCCCGUGACCUUUGUUACAAUUGCUUUAUUAAUACACGUUAAUUUUGAUAGAAUAAAUUCAGCUAGAAGAAUAGAGUAAAAUUAAUCAUCUUCUCGUAAAAGAAGGAAAAAGUGUAAAGUAUCAUUGCCUAUUCAAGUAACUGAAUUCAUGACGAUUUUCAGUUGCUUUUGAGCUACUGAAAACCUACCAAGAUUUCGAGCCGAAUGGAAGAUUUGGACAAAAAGAAAUGAUGGAAAAAGAAGCAAAUGACGAAGAAAUGGCAAAGAAAAUAAAAUGAAAAAUGGGAAGCCGAAAGAAUCACGCUCACGCGCAUAAACUGUUUUAGAGAUUUAUUUUUACGAGUGCGUAUGUCGCGUGUACGUGUGCGAACAUGCUAUGUGUGCGACUAAGUAUUUUAAUGUGCAUUUGCGCGUAUGCAUACGAAUAGAGAAGAAGCAGCGAAUAGUACAGAGUAGCAAAGAAUAUGAAAGGAGUAAUGAGAUACAAAACUUUAUAUAAGGACGACAACAAACUUAGACUUAAAAACAGAUGCAAAAAAGAAAUAGCGAAUAAUAUAAAAUCUCCCAUUAGCUAUUGUUCAAUUAGAAUCAAUUUAUUUUAUCACACAUUACAUAUAUGUAUACGCGACAUUGUAACUCUGUUCAUUUUUUAUCAGUGAUACGACAUAACAAUUUACUGGUUCCUUAAUUAUAACAUGAUCGAUUUAUAACAGAAUUUCCAUUAAUUACGCAAAAUAAGAUAUAUAUUUGUAAAUUUCAAUUUACAUUUCGACAAAUCUUGAAAGAUUCGUCGUUGUUCUUUAUACGUUAUUAUUUUUUUCGAUAUAUUAAAAUAUGAUAACCGUUGUUUUAUUAAUUUUUCUGCCCUGCUUGGUAUCACUGGAGAAAAUGACCAAUACACAUAUGUUAUGAUUUUGCACUUGGUCGUUACACUGGCAGUAUUGUUUUACAGGAGAGCAACAUAUUAUAAAGAUACAAAUAUGUACAUAUAUACACCCCACAUAUAUAUAUAUAUAUAUAUGUGUAUAUAUUUGUAUCAACACAUAUGUAUACCUAUUAUACUUUCUAAGAUGUACAUUCUUUCAUCUUGUGCUCAUUAAUAAUUAAGGAUAAAGACUACAUAGUUAUAUCUUUUAUCCACAUAGUCACUGUAUAAAUUAAAUAACCUCAUUAAAAUUAAUAUAUAAGAUUCUAAAAUAAAUCUUGAAUUUUUCUCGCUAUUCAAUAGGACAUAAAUAGCAACACGAAAGGAGAAAAUUAGUAAUUAUAAAAAAGAAUGAUGACUUUGCCUUCUGAAAUAUACAAAAAGAAAGAGAAGGGAAAAUGAAGAAAAUUCUAUUUAGGUAAAGUAGGAUCGAUAUUUUACAUUCAGUACUAGUUGACACAAAAUGUAAUUAUUGUAUCUUAAAACAGGAGAAGCAAUAAGCAAGAAAAAAAAAAUAAAUCGCGACUAAAUUAGCACGAUUUUAAAAUCGGUGAUGUCGUGUAAUUUUUAUAAUUUCACAGUCGCCCAGUAUUUAACAAUUUUCUAACAGUUUUUUUAUGAAACAAGCACGUAAGAUGGAUAUUAAGUCGUGUCAAUUCGUUAAAACACGAGUAGUAUUAGUCAGUUAAUAUAAUUCAUGAAUUGAAAAAUAGAAGGAAGAAACAUUUUACGAUGAAUUAAAAGCUAUUGAAUUGUAUGUAAUUAAAAAGUUCUCCAAACGUA
This is a messenger RNA of Bombus impatiens (common eastern bumble bee), 4990 nucleotides long. It is a transcript of the gene Nca, whose product is annotated as neurocalcin homolog. The record is from RefSeq and is a predicted model, not a curated record. Lineage: Eukaryota; Metazoa; Arthropoda; Insecta; Hymenoptera; Apidae. Gene Ontology annotation, molecular function: calcium ion binding. The coding region runs from base 1056 to 1634 and encodes 192 amino acids. The transcript has 5 exons.